GCUGGAUUCACUGAGACAGAGGAGACAUGUCCCGGAGAGCUCUGAAGGUGCUGGUGGAGCUGGAGUUCACAGCGGUGUCCUGUCCUGGAGUCCACCUGCCAGAUAAAGAUGACCUCUGCCUCAGCAUGAGCUUCAUGGGUCAGGCCCGUCAGUCUGAGGGUCGGCCCGCUGUCUUCCCUCUGCUGCUGCACCAGAGGAUGACCUUUGAAAAGAUUUUCAGGCAUGCAGUCGACCCUGGAGACAUCGCUGUGAUGCUUGAGUAUGAGACGGUCACAAUUGAACUGGUGCAGCUGAUUCCUCCAGUGGAUGACACGCUGGCCUGCUUUGAAGAAGAUGCUCGACACUUCUUGUUCCCGGAGCCUAAACUCGUUCCCUCGUCCUCCGGAGUGGACCGAGAGGUCCUGAUGACCCGAGCUCCUCACUUUCCAGGUAUUGCUCCUAGGUUGGAGUUUUCCACCAAAACAACCAUCAUUGAGUGCCUAGUGGAUGCAGAGAUGAUCAUUUACCCCAAUAUAACCAUGAGACCACUGAUGAAGAGGAACAGGAAACACUGCAGCAGACCCAGGAGCUGCUCUCCUCAGAGGAGACAGCCUCCAGCCCUGGGAAGCAGACGAGGAGUCAGAGCGUCCAGAGAAAUAACCAGCAGGUCACCACCGUUCCUCCUCAGAACCCAGUCCCUGCCCCCCCACUCACAGCACCUGGCCCGGCUCAGACUGGACUCGGCCCCCCCAGCAUAUGCUGUCUUUGUGUCCUGGAGCCAGUGGAUAUGUCCCGCACUCCCACUCUGCAAUGUUUACCAGCUCCUCUUCACCUUUGACCAGGUCUUCAUCCAUUGGUUGGAGGGAUAUCACAAGAUGACUCCAGCUCUUCAGAAACACAAGACCCACCUGACUACCACCAGGGUCCGGACCCUCCCGGAGUGUGGGGGUCUUACAGGGAACAAGCCAGGCACAGCAGGUCUUGGUCCAGCUCUCACAGAGAAUGGGAAGAGGUCCAGGAGCGUGUUCGGGGACUUCUCACGACACCUAAAGCUGUACGCCGACUCGCCUUUGGGGCCACACACUGUGAGGUAGACGAGGUGUUAGCCAGGAGGUCCAUCUCUCCAGGAACAACACUAUGACCCGACCAGACUCUGAAAGGGAAAGAGACUGUCACCUUCCAAUUCUGUCUUCUGAUGUCAAGACUCUCCUGUUGUGUGUGCAGAGAGGUAUUUUUCUGCAGUGACUUAAUAUAUGUCCACACACACUAUCAAUGAGUGGCAACAUAAUGUGUUUCAUGUUAAAAUAAACCUUUUAGAA
Gymnodraco acuticeps is the source of this 1298-nucleotide messenger RNA. It is a transcript of the gene spata6l, whose product is annotated as spermatogenesis associated 6-like. Gene Ontology annotation, molecular function: myosin light chain binding. The record is from RefSeq and is a predicted model, not a curated record. Lineage: Eukaryota; Metazoa; Chordata; Actinopteri; Perciformes; Bathydraconidae. The coding region runs from base 27 to 1073 and encodes 348 amino acids. The transcript is spliced from 12 exons. Gene Ontology annotation, biological process: spermatogenesis.